Messenger RNA from Sordaria macrospora k-hell, 2166 nucleotides. RefSeq lists its product as uncharacterized. The record is from RefSeq and is a predicted model, not a curated record. Lineage: Eukaryota; Fungi; Ascomycota; Sordariomycetes; Sordariales; Sordariaceae.
AUGCUGUUCACCAAGGUUGCUGCUAUUGUUCAGAACGCAGCUUACCAGGACAUGAGGACCUGGAUGCUAUCCACCAGAAUCCUAUUCAAGGUUACUGUUCAGCAGAAUACAAGAAGCAGAUGGCAGUUCGCCCAGAUUGCUCUCCACCAUAAUUCUAUUCACAAGUGUGCUGUUCAGCGCCGAACAUCUGCGACUCAUAUCAUCCCAACAAGGCCUUCAUCCAGGAUCAAAGCUGCGACAUCGACAGUCGACAUCAAUUUCUCCUCGAGCUUCCUCGCAAAGCAUACUUCAUCAGCAUCUAGGGCUUCAAGCUAUGCUCCUGCUGAAAUCGCCCCCAUGGCUUCAGACAACCAACAAGCUCCGGCUCCUCGUAAAGCACCCCUCGCCGAAAUGAGCAUCCGUACUCUUGCGCAAUCUUCCGCACGCUCGCCUACCAUUGCCUCACUAGCCAAGAAGCCCAAGAAGGCCCUCACCCUGAAGGAGCAGCGCGCACUUUAUACCGCCAAAGCGAAGGCAGCUGGCAACAACACCGAGCCUUCCAUCAGAACAGUGAAGGUGCCUGUCCCCAAGACCUCGAAACCCGCCCUCAACCGUUCAACUAUCUCUACAUCGACAGCACCCAAGUCCAACACUCGCAACCCUUCCUCCAACAAAGUGGCCACAAAGCCCACUACCAACCGCUUGAAGUCAACAACCAAGAGCAACUCUACCAUCUUCCGUCCAGCUUCCAACAAGAAGCCUACUAUCAAGGAGAAGCGUGAAACCUACGAGAUGACAGAAAAGGCGUCCCACUUGAAGGCGGCCGUCAUUGUCGGGAAGCCCGGUGAAUGGGCGAGGACUUGGCAAAAGCAUACUUCAUUUCUCAAUGGCUAUGUCAAAGCCAAACUCGAGUCCAAAUCCACUACUUCGCCGCCGGCCGACGUCAAGAAGAAGCCGCUUACAUUGAAGGAGCAACGGACUGCUUAUGCCGCGAAAGGGAAGGUCAUUGCCGAUGUUAUUCUCGAGGUUGCUGCUCCCAAGACCACCACUACCUUUACUGCCAUGAAGGAGAAUGUUCGGCCCUCCUCUUCCAUGUCCUCCAGAUCUUCCAAAAACCACUCUAGUGCCGACAAGUCUUCUGUGCCCAAGAGCGACUCGGGCAUUGCGCAGAAGGAGAAUAUCCGCCGCGUUUCCUCCAACAAGUCUCCUUCCAAAAACCGCCCUACUGCCAAGCAAUCUUCCGACCACCACUCUACCACUGCGGCGCCAGUCGUCAAGAACAAAGCGCCCACUCUCAAGACCCAGCUCAAAAUCCACGAGGCAACAGAAAAGGCAUCCCACCUGAAAGCGGCUGUCAUUGUCGGAGAGCCCGGUCAGCAUGCGCAAAUCUGGGGCCCAAGGUCUUCCACUUCUCCCGAGUCAUCUUCCAAGAUUGACGACUCGGACAUUGCUUCGCUAGCUCCCAAAAAGAAAGCCCUUACUCUCAAGGAGCAAAUGGCGCACUACGCUGCCAGGAGGGCCUCCGAUUCUGGUUCUGCCUCUCCCAAUACCGACGACACAGAGGAGGCCCCUGCCGGUUCACGUCGCACAAGUGCAAGCUCUUCUUCUUCCAGAGACCGCGCAAAAUCACCAACCCGUGAGCCAUCAUCAUCUCCUAGAUCCAGGAGCCGCUCUCCAACCCUGCCACCACUUGUUAGGAAGCCCCUGACGGCGAAGGAGAAACUGGCGCUUCAUGCAGCGAGGAGGGAGGCCGCCAUUGCUGCCAAGGAGAAGGCCGCUGCCAUGUCUGGUUCUUCUAGGAGGGCGAGCGCGGAUUCUGCUGUUAGCUCUGCCUCCAACAACAACAUUCCUGGACCCGCCCCGAUGACCAAUAUGAUUGCCCAGAUUGCCCCGGUCGCCGACAUGGACAUCACUCCGGCUGCUGGAUCUUCGACGACGACCAAGACCGUAACAAGCCCCACAACAAGCACAACAAGCACAAGCAAAGAGAAUGUUCCGUUUAACAACAACACCAACUCUUCUUAUGAAGACAACUUCCACAAGACCCAGGCCCAGGGCCCUUUGAGGAAGAAGAGAUCACACGAGGAGUUUUCUGAGGAUAACGAAAACGAGAACAAAAACGUGCUUCAGGACCGCGACACAGACUACUCCAACAACCGUACCACCAAGCGCGCGAAGAGGAACUAG